Aspergillus melleus is the source of this 1176-nucleotide messenger RNA. RefSeq lists its product as uncharacterized. NCBI's taxonomy places the organism in Eukaryota, Fungi, Ascomycota, Eurotiomycetes, Eurotiales, Aspergillaceae. The record is from RefSeq and is a predicted model, not a curated record. The coding region runs from base 1 to 1176 and encodes 391 amino acids. The transcript has a single exon.
AUGACCAACAAGAGAAAGGCAACCACUUCAGCAUCGAACGCAGGAGGCCCAGCCAAGAAGACUCGCGCCGCCCGAGCAAGCACAUUGGAGGUCAUACCCAGCAACAAGCUAUCGUGGACGAAAUGUGCAACGGCGGAAGGGGUCAAAGAUACCUCUAUCAACGAUCUGACAACACUGAAUUCCGGGUCCCGAGUUACUGACGCACAGUUUCUCACUUUUCGAGUCAUCUGGCCGGGUAGGAAAGGCAUGGAGGCUUUGAAAAUCCCAAAUGAAGAAAAGGCAGAUGAAAUCAUCGAAGCUAUGAACCCCUGGUGGCAGCGCUACAUUAAGCACAUGAAGGAUGGCAAGCUAACCUCUCCAUCGAUCCAAUUAGGUACCUUCCAAACGGUCAGAAGUAACCAGCAGAAGGUGGAAAAUGCGUUACCGAAGGCGUCGUCAGAGUCUGAAUCUCAAUCGACGACAAGCGAAACCCCCGCAGAAACGGACUCGCGGUCGACUUCUCCAAGCCAGCUGAGACAGAGAACUCCCGCAGCAGACAGUUUCGAUCCUGAGAAACAGUGGAUAAAAACGAAGGACGAGCAGAUUGUCAACGACGCCAUCAUAUCCUACCUCGACGUCCUCACACUCAAUAUACCUGGGUUGGGAAGUCUUUGUUCCUCGGAACGCCUCCGCCUCUUAUUCGAAUUCAAGGCCGCUCAAAUGGAGGCUCGAACGGGCGGUUUUUUAGGCAUACGCGGCAAAGACGAAUCAAAGGAGGCCUUUGCCACUAUAGAGGCCAAAGCAGCGAUUCGCCAGCGGUCCAACCAUCACCACGGUGUUUACAAGGAGGAGUCCGCCCAAACAGUUCUCCUGAUCGCACAAGACUCGAAGAACGGGCGAUUUACGACAUUACCACGUUUACAAAGCGCUCAUAAACACCAAAGACUACCCAGAUCCCAGGAUAGGCACGAGAUAUUCAUCGUAAUCGCUUCAUAUGACGACGACUAUGUUCGUUAUCUCAAGAAGGAAGACCCGCAAACACCUAGCUUCAUGGUGAUGCAAGAAUAUGGUCCGUUUAUCAUUGGUGAGUAUACCAAUAUGCAAUACCUCGCACAGUUCAUCGUCGGGUUUUGCCUUGAGGUGAACGAGCGAAUUUCGAUGGCAUGUCCCAAAGUGAUCAUCGAUAACCACCCCUAA